Folsomia candida is the source of this 1146-nucleotide messenger RNA. RefSeq names its product electron transfer flavoprotein subunit beta (gene Etfb). The record is from RefSeq and is a predicted model, not a curated record. The transcript has 6 exons. Lineage: Eukaryota; Metazoa; Arthropoda; Collembola; Entomobryomorpha; Isotomidae. Gene Ontology annotation, molecular function: electron transfer activity. Gene Ontology annotation, cellular component: cytosol. Bases 132 to 896 code for a protein of 254 amino acids.
CAUCAGCAGGCCACCUUUGUACCCGCAGUAAAUAAUCAGCACAACUACAACACAUCGCAUAUGAACUUUUACACAAAUCGAAAUCUGCAAAAUUUAAGUUUUCAGAAAAACAUUCACAACUCAUUGAGAUAAUGGCACUUCGAGCUCUAGUGGGCUGUAAGAGGGUUAUUGACUAUGCCGUCAGGGUACGAGUGAAGCCGGACAAGACGGGCGUGGUGACGGAUGGGGUAAAGCACUCGAUGAACCCCUUCGACGAGAUUGCUGUGGAAGAGGCGGUGCGGCUGAAGGAGAAGAAGGUCGUCUCCGAAAUCAUCGCCGUCUCCUGUGGGCCUGCCCAGUGUCAAGAAACGCUGCGGACAGCCAUGGCCAUGGGGGCCGACAAGGCGAUCCAUGUCGAAAUUCCCUCUCCCCAGUACGAAACCCUCCAACCCAUCCACAUUGCCAAAAUUAUGGCCAAGCUUGCCACCGAUCAGAAAGCUGACAUUGUGAUUUUGGGCAAACAGGCAAUUGAUGACGAUUGUAAUCAAACUGCACAAAUGACUGCAGCCUUCCUGGAUUGGCCACAGGGAGUUUUUGCAUCUAAGAUCGACAAAGAAGGAGAUGGCUUAACGGUUAUGCGUGAAAUUGAUGGGGGACUUGAAACAAUAAAAGUUAAACUACCUGCAGUAAUAUCUGCUGACUUACGACUUAAUGAACCUCGAUAUGCGACACUGCCGAACAUUAUGAAAGCUAAGAAGAAGCCUUUAGACAAGAAAACCCCUGCUGAUCUUGGGGUUGAUUUGAAACCUAGAAUUCAGGUGCUCUCUGUGGAAGAUCCUCCAGUACGUGAAGCCGGUGCGAAGGUAGCUGAUGUUGAUGAGCUAAUCUCCAGACUAAAAGCAUUAGGAAGAAUUUAAGUUAGAACUAAUAAGCGAAUUACGAGGUGGAAUGCAUGGCAUUUAACAAAUUCAACUGGAAUGGAUUGGAUAACUAUAAGGAAUGUUAAAUCAUUGUUCCUACUACAAUUGAUAAAAAAUCAUGGAAUUAUGAAUCUUGGUUGAAAACUAAAACUAUAUUGGCUAACAAUAAGUAAGAGAAUUAAUAAAGUAAGAGUGUAAUAUUUUUUGAUUGUCCUGAAAUAAAAAUGGCGACUGAAACUCAUCCCAA